ACUCCGGUGGAUCGUAAAAAAAAAAAAAAAAAGUUUCAACAACACCGGCCCGGACCAAUCGCCGGGCGGAAAGCCGGGAGAGGGGGCCGAGCCGGGGGCCAAAAAGCGGAGGAGAAAGCGCGGAGCGGGCGAGAGAAAGCGGGCGGAGGGCGGGCGGCUGUUUUUGUUUGUUUGCUCGGCCGUGCAUGCGUAAUGAGGGGGGACCGGGCCGCGCCGCCGCCGCCACCAUCAUCAUCACCAUCAUCGUCGUCGCCGCCGCCGCCGCCGCCGCCGGGGGACUUUUGUAUUUAAAGGCUCGCGGGGAACGGGAGCCGCAGACGGGAGCCGCCGAGCGGCUCGGCCGGGAGCGAGGCGCGGGACCGGCGAUCGCCGAGGUGGGGUAGCGGAACUCGGGGCUCCGCGGCCCGCCCGCCGGCCCACCGGCCGGCGCGAGGGAGGGUCUGGCCCCAGCAGCGGCCGGAGGAGCGGGGGGUGCGGGGGCCGGCGCCCCGGAGAGCGGAGCGGGAGGGGAGCGAGGAGGAUUUCGCCUGCAGGGACCGAGCCGGCGAAGCGCCGAGGACGGCCGGCGAGUGCGAGAGACGGAGACGGAGUAGAGGGGGGCGGCCUCCCUGCCCGCGACCACCCGGCCCCGCCACGGAUCCGGCCCGAGAGAGAGCGCGAUGAGCGGCCGCGGAGCGCCCCUCCGGUUGGCGAGCCCGCCCGGCGCGGCCCGGGGCCCCCCGGGCCGGCCCUGAGCCCCCCGCCGCCCGUUCGGUGGGAAGGGGGUUUAGAGGAGGGAGCUGGGGGGGGACGUCUCUGCCCCUGCCUUUUUUUUUCCCAAACCGCCCUCCCCCGUCCCCCGGUGGCCGGCUGAGGCUUCCCCGGGCCCCCGGCGGGGAGCCCCGCGCCGCCGCGCCGAUGGAUUGAUGCGCCGACUCGGGCGGAGUCGGGGCCAACUCCGCCCCGGCGUCCCCCGGUCCCUCGCCGCCUCCUCGUCGGCCGCUUUCCCCUCCUUCUCCUCCCGCUGGCGGUGCCCCAGCCACUGCAUCUCGGCCCUCAUCCAGCUGAACCACACGAGGAGGGGCCCCGCCUUGGAGGACUGUGACUGCGCGCAGGACGAGAACUGCAAGUCGACCAAGCGCGCCAUCGAGCCGUGCAUGCCCCGGACGAGCGGAGGCGGCGGCGGCGGCGGGGCGGGCGGCGUCAUGGGCUGCACCGAGGCCCGGCGGCGCUGCGACCGCGACGCCCGCUGCAACGUGGCCCUCCACCGCUACCUGGCCUACUGCGGCAAGCUCUUCAACGGGCUGCGCUGCACCGACGAGUGCCGGGCGGUCAUCGAGGACAUGCUGGCCGUGCCCAAGGCGGCGCUGCUCAACGACUGCGUGUGCGACGGGCUGGAGCGGCCCAUCUGCGAGUCGGUCAAGGAGAACAUGGCCCGCCUCUGCUUCGGCGCCGAGCUGGGCGCCGGGCCCGGCAGCAGCGGCUCCGACGGCGGGCUCGACGACUACUACGACGAGGACUACGAGGACGAGCCGCGGGCCGGCCCGCCGGACGAGGAGGACGGGGCCCCCCACUACCACGGGCGGGGCGGGGCGGCGGCGGGCGGGGAGCGGCCCGAGCGCCACGGCGACGGCGGCAGGAGGAACGGAGGCUCGACGGCCGGGCCGGCCUGGACUCUGCUCGCCCCCAACCUGGCGCUGCUCCUCUUCCGCCCGCCCUGGUAGCCGGCCCCGACCCCCUCCCGCUCCCCCUCGGCCUUCCCCCGGCCGACCCCGGCC
Ornithorhynchus anatinus (platypus) is the source of this 1757-nucleotide messenger RNA. It is a transcript of the gene GAS1, whose product is annotated as growth arrest specific 1. The record is from RefSeq and is a predicted model, not a curated record. Lineage: Eukaryota; Metazoa; Chordata; Mammalia; Monotremata; Ornithorhynchidae. Gene Ontology annotation, biological process: negative regulation of mitotic cell cycle. The transcript has 3 exons. Bases 906 to 1703 code for a protein of 265 amino acids.